UAGUAUCACAACACCCUACAAAUCUUGAGUAGAAUUACAAUCCAUCUUAGUUAGCAAGAUAGAGAUUAGGACUGCAUCUAAAUUAGUGCAUGCGCAACGACAGCCAUAAUGAAAGGCAUUGUGAGCAAAGUGAGGGAACAUGCGAUAAACCCUACCUCUUCCCCUUCCUCCACCUACUAAAGUUGAUGGCAGGUGGAUGCUCCAUCCAUGUGCUCUUCUUUUCUUCCUCUCUCUCUUUGCUCCAAAAGGGGGAUUGCUACUUUGCUUACCUGUGAGUCCCAAGACAACACACACACACACACUCGCGAUCUUAUCUGUUGCGAUGAUUGUCCCCAACAUCACCGAGUCUAUAACUGGACGCGAUCUGAAGCUCUCCUUCUUCCACGCAACCUUUCGAUGGACUGCCACGGAACCCGGUCGGAGGUGGAGCUGGAGCUGGAGCUGGCACACGCUCGCAUCGAGGAGCUGAAAGCCGAGCUGGAGCAGGAGCGCAGAAUGCGGUGCAAGGCGGAGUCGACGAGCAAGGCGCUGGCACGGGAGCUGGCGGAGGAGCGCCGGGCGAGGGAGGCGGCGGAGGGGCUCCGCAGGCGGCUGGAGGAGGAGCUGGCGAGCAGGCAGGAGGAGGUGGAGCGGGUGACGAGGGAGAUCGAGGAGGAGCGGCGGAUGCUGCAGAUCGCGGAGCUGUGGAGGGAGGAGAGGGUGCAGAUUAAGCUCCUAGAGGCGAAGCUGGUGAUGGAGGAGAAGCUGCAGCAGAUGACGACGACUACGACGACGAUGACGACGACGGCAGCCGGGCAAGGCAAGCGAGAGGGGGAGAACAAGGGCGGCGAUCAAAGUCAAAGCGGCCAACAUGGUCAGCAGAGGAGGGAAGUGGAGAACCCACACAUAAGGAGGGGGAUCAAAGGGUUCGUGGAGUUCCCCAAGGUGGGGAGGACGCAGAGGCCUGCGAAGGAAGGGCGAGUGGCACUGGGCGAGUCCAACUUGGAGUGCCAAAGGGCUCAGCUCCGCAUCCUGCUGCGGCAGAGGAAUCAUGGUGGACUCGUCGGCACGUCUCUCCACUUUGUCACAUGAAUCACAUGCCCAACUCGAUGUUAAUUUCCUUUGUCAUGGGUGUCUGCUUGUCUUCUUCUUUUUGCCGAACUGAACUGAGACUUCAUUUAUUUAUGCUCCUAAUCACA
Messenger RNA from Musa acuminata subsp. malaccensis (wild Malaysian banana), 1178 nucleotides. Its product is annotated as protein BRANCHLESS TRICHOME. Lineage: Eukaryota; Viridiplantae; Streptophyta; Magnoliopsida; Zingiberales; Musaceae. The record is from RefSeq and is a predicted model, not a curated record.